Messenger RNA from Drosophila busckii, 1668 nucleotides. It is a transcript of the gene Agxt, whose product is annotated as serine--pyruvate aminotransferase, mitochondrial. The transcript has 3 exons. The record is from RefSeq and is a predicted model, not a curated record. Bases 189 to 1376 code for a protein of 395 amino acids. Gene Ontology annotation, cellular component: peroxisome. Lineage: Eukaryota; Metazoa; Arthropoda; Insecta; Diptera; Drosophilidae. Gene Ontology annotation, molecular function: L-alanine:glyoxylate transaminase activity; L-serine:pyruvate transaminase activity.
CAAUAUUUCGCUUACACCGUGCACAUCGUUGUCAAUAGCUCUGCUACUGGCUGCUUGUUUAUUUUUUUUAGCUCGUGUUAUUUAUUUGUGAUAAGACUAGAAUACGGAAAAUAAAUCUGAUUGUUACGUCAACAAAGUGAAAAACAAUAUUGCAACAAGUUUCACACAAAUAAAAUAAUAUUACAAAAAUGGAAGUGCCACCGCCUUUAGUAUUAAAGCGUCCCUUGUUUGUGCCCAGCAAGACGUUAAUGGGACCAGGACCAUCCAAUUGCUCACAGCGCGUGCUGGAGGCCAUGAGUAAUCCAGUGCUGGGACAUUUGCAUCCGGAAUGCUUACAGAUCAUGGACGAAGUAAAGGAGGGCAUCAAGUAUGUAUUCCAGACGUUGAACGAUGCCACGAUGUGCAUCAGCGGCGCCGGCCAUAGCGGCAUGGAAGCGGCCCUCUGCAAUCUGAUCGAGGACAACGAUGUGGUGCUCAUGGGCAUCAGCGGCGUCUGGGGGCAUCGGGCAGCGGACAUGGCGCGUCGCUAUGGCGCCGAUGUGCGCUACGUGGAGGCGAGCUUCGGACGCGCCUUAACAUUGGACGAAAUACGCUUCGCUUUCGAUACACACAAGCCGCGCGUGUUAUUCGUCUGCCAGGGUGACUCCUCCACGGGCAUACUGCAGCGGCAUAUACGUGAGCUGGGCGAGAUGUGCCGCCAGCAUGACUGCUAUCUGGUGGUGGAUGUGGUUGCCUCGCUGGGCGGCACAGAGUUCCUCAUGGACGAGUGGAAAGUGGAUGUGGCCUACACGGGCUCGCAGAAGUCGCUGGGCGGACCAGCGGGCAUCACCCCCAUCUCGUUCAGCAGGCGCGCCCUCACCCACAUCCGACAGCGCAAGAGCAAGCCCAAGGUCUACUACUUCGAUGUGCUGCUCAUUGGCCAGUACUGGGGCUGCUAUGGCACUCCACGCAUCUAUCAUCACACCAUCUCCAGCACGCUGCUCUACGGUCUGCGUGAGGCUCUGACGCACUUCUGUGCCAUGGGCUUGAAGUCGGUGGUGCAGCGGCAUGUGGAGUGCUCGGCGCGCCUCCAGUUGGGCAUCGAGGAGCUGGGCCUGGAGAUGUUUGUGCAGCGUGAAGCGGAUCGCUUGCCCACAGUAAACACAAUCAAAGUGCCAUUUGGCAUCGACUGGAAAAAGGUCGCCGACUAUGCCAUGCGCAAAUAUAAUCUGGAGAUCAGCGGCGGCCUGGGUCCCACUGCGGAGCACGUCUUUCGCAUUGGCCUAAUGGGUGAGAAUGCUACGCUAGAGAAAGUUGACAUGGUCCUAAGCAUUUUACACGAAGCAAUACAAAGCAUUAAGCUGCGCGCUCUCAAAACUGAACGCUCCAAGAUAUAACAUAUUACUUUUUGCUCAUUAAUUAAUUAAAUAAUUACUUUAUGUGCAAGUUUUAAAUUAAAUAAUCAUUGCAAGCUGUUUAAUAUUAAAGAUUUUGUCGCAGCGCAUUGGGUGCUGUUCAAAUGUUUAACGAAACUGCUGCUGUUGCUAAUCACUGAGCACUUAACGAAAGUCCAUAAGUUCGCAAACCGCGUACACAAACCAAAACCCACAGCUGGCUGUUGUCUUGACUAAUUUUAUUUUUGCUUGCGCCUUUUUGUAUGUGAAAAGUUAAAAUAAAUAUUUGACUGAA